CGCUUCUGCUGUCACUAGGCAUAAAUCUCUUAUCUUUCCCCUCUCCUUUUUUUCUCCUCCUCCAGAAAAUGUUGUUUACUCCUUUUAAAGCAGAGCGUCUUUUGUUCAAAUGAAACACUGUGUGUUGAACUUCUACAGUGACACAUUGGAAAGUUCCGUGUUUUGGAUUUGGAUUGAAAUCAGCGCUGUUAUGGACGGAGACUGGCUCAGGAUCUGCGUUUUCAUGCUCACCACAAGUUUCCUUCAAGAAGGAGCAGCUCUGAAGCUGAGAAAUGAGCUGUUGGGGAAGUGUGUGCAAUUGGAUGGAGAAAGCCAAGAAAAGUUGACUUUGGAGGAGUGUAAUCCAGGUUCAGGCUUUCAAGAAUGGCAGUGGAAUCCUGAGACACGCUCCUUGCGGAACCCACACACAGGAAAAUGUUUGACAGCUCUCAAGAUCCAAGAUCAGGGAACUGUUGGCCUCUCAGCAUGCAGAGCUGAAGAUGAUGAGACUCAGGCCUGGAGUUGCUCAAAAAAGGGCCACCUUAUAUUGUACGGCAAGGGUUUCCAUUUGAGUGUACGCUCCGAUUCGUCUGAUAUCUUUCUUUCCACUGAGAGAGGGAAGAGUUCCAAGUGGAAGACACUGAAUGAGCGAACAAUGUGUGAAGAGCCACCGGAUGAGCCUAAGAAGAUAGAACCAAAAAUCAUAGCAAAAAUUCGCUUGUGGCAGUCUCAAGUAAAUCUAGACCAGGAUGCUUCGAAACCUACUCAGGCUUCACACGUCCCUACUGUAUUUUCACAGUUAAACAGCAACAUUGAUGAGCUAGACUCUGGUGCAUAUGUAAACCCUCUCAGCAUGGAGUACGGACUGGAGUGGAAGGUGACAAUGCUGGUCCUGAGCUCAGUUGCCCUCGUCAUUGGGAUGGUCAUUCUCUUCCUGAGCAUCUACCAAAAUAGGCGUAAGAAGACUGUUGUGGUUCUUAAGUCAUACACAUCCACUGGUGAAGCCAGUCAGCCUGGUUCUCCAGUUACUAAUGAACGAGCUCCUCUCACCAAACAUCCAAUGAAACCUCCCCGUUCUCCAUCCAUUCAGCGUGGGGAGAUCAUGGUUGAAUGGAAAGACGGCACUGUUACGCCACUAUUCGACACCUAUCAAACAUCCUAAAGUGCCAGAUCGGAGCCUUACUGCAACAUAACAUAAAUGCUGCCGUAUUCUUAGUUCUAUUAUAUAUAACCUCAUCUACCACUCUUCACAUUAAUGAAUUGUUCGGCUCUUUAGCAUUUUGUGUUUUUUUCUUUUUUAUGCUCCAGCUGCCUUUUUUCAUGCAUAAUUCUUAUUUGACCUCGGAAUUCAAGAUUGCUGGCCACAGAAAUUGUAACAAUCACAAUGACUGUGGUUAGAAAAAGCUUUGCCCAUCAUACUCCUUUUCAAAAUGCUAGAAUCAGUUGAUGUUUAGGUGGAGGUCUGGGCAUGGCCAUGUGACGUGUGUUUAUGUGUGGAAGAGAUUUGCAGUUCACAAUAGAACAGGUUUAUCUACAGCAUUAUUACACAGUGAUAAUAGGAAGUGCACAUAACAGUCACAAUAUAGCGUUUCCCUAGUGUGCAUGCAAAGUUUAAAAUAUUUUUGAUGCUACAUGUUAUACAGCUUAUCUAGAAAAUGCCUGAAGAUGGCUAGGGGAAAAAACAAACAGUGCACGUGUGCACAAGGCUACUGUUUUGUGUGGGUGUCCAUGUGCAUGAUUCUGAUCACACACCAAUGUAUAUUUUAGUAAACAAGAGGGGCAAGUUAGAGUUACUGCAAUGAGUUUCAUUCCUGCAGGCAUUCAUAUCUACACAAGUCCCAACCUGCCAUAUUACAAGCAAGCUCUUUUGUCUCGAUCGUAAUUUGGAACAGGGUGGUGUAGGCUUUUUAUUCAUGAGAUGGCAGAUAGACCUUUUGUUUUUACUUUGAGAAGCCUACAAUAAUUUGCAAAAAUUUGCUAACAAAGCUUGUUCAUUGCUCAUAAUCAAAACCAGUGUUCAUUGUUCGACCAUGAACUGUGUUCAUCAACAUGUAAUGUAGGCCAACAUUUCAGCUAUAUUUUUAUGUGUAUGCAUUAAGUUUUUCCAACAUCUUCACUAUGUUAGGCAUGUUCUUGCUUGAGUAAUGUUUAAUCAUCCCUGCUUUCUACCUUCCAAAAAAAACAUUCAAUCCAUAAUAUGUUCUUUUAGGGGUUUUUCUAUGCCUGGUUCCUUGUCUAUUGUACUGGGGUUAAUCUUUAUACUGUAGAUACAGACCUUUCCAUUCAAAUGCAUGAUUUAAUUCUUGGCGUUGGAGUCCAGUUAAAAAGGUAUAACUAAUUGUAAUUUUAUAUUCAUCAAUAUGUAUUUAACUUGCUCUGUGAAAUUCUUAGAAAAGAAAGAGGGCAUAAGUUAUACUGUGUUUUACCCUUAACUAUUUUCCUCGAAAAGAAAAUAAUGAAUGCAUCCUAAUUUUUUUUAAAUUAUAUACACAAUCCACCUUUAUCCAGACCUAAUUAAGUAUGAAAAGAGGCUUAUGUUCAGUGAGAACAGAGCAUCACCUCACCAAGUCUGGAUUUAUUUAUAGACAUGUAUUUAUAGUAAAGGUGUUUAUCUAAUUCUAUCAAAAAACGAAUCUGUUUAUGUAGGUGCUUCAUCACAGCAACGUUGCUUAAUAAAUAUUAUAUUUAAUAUUAUAUUGUCGUAGCAAUUGUGAGAGAUACUUCAAGCAGCUUUAGUUUAUAAUUGCCAUGAAAUCUACAGGAUACACAGCUAACAGUUUUGAUAAUCUGGAAAUUCUAAGUAAAACUAAGAUGGGAAUGCAUGAAUAGUCGUACUUGUGAACUUAUGCUUGUGAUGUUUUUUAAAUGUUUAACCCAAAUCUGAUCUUGAUCUAUGUAUCUGUAUAAAAGAGCAGUGAAUAAAAUUAGACUAGAGAAUGAAA
Molecule: messenger RNA, 2921 nt
Organism: Tachysurus fulvidraco (yellow catfish)
Lineage: Eukaryota; Metazoa; Chordata; Actinopteri; Siluriformes; Bagridae
Exons: 5
Coding region: 110-1141 (343 amino acids)
Source: RefSeq, a predicted model, not a curated record